AUGCGGCAUAAAUGCUGUGUCUGCUGGGAACUUCCCCACUCGAAAAACAUCGUUGGCCUAGUGUGCGGUCAUCUGUACUGCACCAGUUGCCUUCGAGACUUCUUCGUCAAUGCUACUGAUGCCGCGUCCCUUUUCCCUCCCAAGUGCUGCGCAACUCCAAUCCCCCUGCGUCUGGCUGAAGGGCAUAUGACCAAAGAAGAGCUCGACAGAUACCGGAAAGCAGAAGUCCAGUUUUUGACAGCCAGCUGGACUCGUUGCAGCAAUGCGAAAUGCGGUGCAUCCAUCUCGCCGGACAGGAUCACCGCGUAUCAGGCCAGAUGCCCGGAUUGCAGACUCUCCACCUGUAUUUGGUGUAAAGCGGCCUCCCACCCCGGGGAGGAGUGUGCUGCGGAGCUUGCUCUGAGGAGGACUCUGGCGCUGGGGAAGAGGUUGGGCUGGAAACAGUGUCCUAAUUGCAAGGCUCUGAUCGAAAAAAGAGACGGGUGUGAUCAUAUGAAGUGUCGGUGUAUGGCUAUGUUCUGCUAUAAAUGCGGUGGGCGACAUGGAAGCUGCCGCUGCUGA
Molecule: messenger RNA, 561 nt
Organism: Aspergillus homomorphus CBS 101889
Lineage: Eukaryota; Fungi; Ascomycota; Eurotiomycetes; Eurotiales; Aspergillaceae
Exons: 2
Coding region: 1-561 (186 amino acids)
Biological process (GO): positive regulation of proteasomal ubiquitin-dependent protein catabolic process; ubiquitin-dependent protein catabolic process; protein polyubiquitination
Cellular component (GO): cytoplasm; ubiquitin ligase complex
Molecular function (GO): ubiquitin protein ligase activity; zinc ion binding; ubiquitin conjugating enzyme binding
Source: RefSeq, a predicted model, not a curated record